Messenger RNA from Colletotrichum destructivum, 1294 nucleotides. RefSeq lists its product as uncharacterized. The record is from RefSeq and is a predicted model, not a curated record. The transcript is spliced from 2 exons. The coding region runs from base 225 to 1184 and encodes 319 amino acids. Lineage: Eukaryota; Fungi; Ascomycota; Sordariomycetes; Glomerellales; Glomerellaceae.
CUGUCGAAUGUCUUGCAUCGACGACAAUGCCGAUGGUGCCAGACUCUGUUGAACCCUCCGAUUUGCUCAUUCUUCUGCUUUUCCCUUUGUGUUUCUAUUACCAACCUCAUACCCAACUACAAGAAAGGCUGGGCAUCACUUCCGUUGGUUCGUGGAAACACUGACUUGGAUCAUUUUAAACAAAACGCUAUCGACAAGCUGUUCUGCUCCAACGUACCCUCGUCAUGUUCUUAGUGCGCUCUCAAGUCCUUCCUCCCUUCAUGGUACAGGGCAACGCAAUGGACAUCAAUGUCUGCUGCGAUCCCAAAAAGCCAACACCUUCGAUGGACCAGCGUCACGGUUCAAAGACAGUGCCCACCUUUUCUUUGACGGACUACUCAAGUAGCAAACCACUUUCUCUGCCUUGUGCGACUGACACUGUCACCGGCAAGCUAGGAGGCUUCCGUUCGGACAUGUCUCCGCGCCCCCCGUCCUUUUCGCUUCAAGGUUUUCAAGUCAUUCUCCCACGCCUGCGCGAACUGGACAUAUUACCUCCAGCUGCACUGUCAAACUCAACAACCUACUCACUUGAUCCCAUCGGAUCUUGUGAAAGCCUUCCCAGAUCCGCCACGCUCUCCUCCGAGACUCGAAGAUCCAUGCCACUGACGACGUACGAAUACUACCACAGUCUUCCUCUCCCUAAGGCGACCCCGCAAUACCAGCAUGGGCCCCAAGACUUGUCCUUGGUCGUCGGAAGCUGUCUUCCUGGCUGGCUUCCGGUAAGCUUCCACACUGGCGCAACGACCUCGCGCCGGCCCCGCCGCUCAACGAGCCGCCCCCACUGCAACGUCAGGUAUACCCCGGAACAAGUAGAGUGCAUUGACUACCUCCGCGACGACUGCGGUCUAUCAUGGAGAGAAGUUGCGGAAAAGUACGCUUCCAUCUUCCCUGGUGACGCCGAGCAAGGACAUAAACGUGGAGCCCAAGGUCUCCAAGGCGUAUAUUACCGCAAAAACAGGCAGAUGUCCAUCCAUGCUCACAAGAGACAAUGUGAGAGCGUUGGUAUGAGUCUUAUACCCUUGGGUAACCACAACAGGACCGAUGCUGAUGACACCGAGGACGCAGGCCGUGCAAGACAAUGGCAGCAUGAAGCAACAGCCCAUCAGAAGAAAUGCAAGCAAGCCCCGAACGACAGCCGUGACUAGGUCUAUUACUGUCCAUGUCCUUGCGUCAAAACUCCCUGUUUGCUUGGUUUAAGACAUAGAACAUGUCCGUAGUCAUACGCAAAUCAAAACUGAACAUUCCCUCUCUCAAA